Trichoderma asperellum CBS 433.97 is the source of this 930-nucleotide messenger RNA. RefSeq lists its product as uncharacterized. The record is from RefSeq and is a predicted model, not a curated record. NCBI's taxonomy places the organism in Eukaryota, Fungi, Ascomycota, Sordariomycetes, Hypocreales, Hypocreaceae.
AUGGCAACGCUCGCAAAUAAGAAGACUGAUGAAUUUUCCUUUGAUAUUCAGCUCGACACUGUCACUGAAGAUCGCGGCUAUCACAGUCGUAAUACUAAGAAUCAAGUCCAGCGGCCUGAUGUAGUCGAUGAUAUCUGCCAAGGCCUACUGGUGCAAGCUCGCAUCGACCGAAUAGUCCAUGGCACUCAGACAAAAGGCGGAAAGCCAGCGACCUUGGUCAUCUUUGGCUUUCGUUUUCAUGGCAUUGGUAAGAAGCGGCGCUUUCGAGAGGCUGCCAUUACGAUCCUGUUCCAGGACGAGAAGAAGCAGGAAGACGCCGACCCUGUUGUUGCCUUCCUCUGGCCCAACGGUGACUUUACACUCGGCGAGCAGACGGAUGUCGACACCGAAGAGAAAGCGGGCGGCGAAAUUGGCGUCAAUGCUGGGUUAACCUACGGGGGAGUCGACGUUAAACGCACUUGGGAGCAAAGGAGGAGUUACAGACAGACAGACCGUGCCAGUCUGACUGGCUCUAUCAUGCUGGACACAAACGUACGGGACUCGGGGCUGCCCAAUGCCGUACUUUUGAACCUCAGCGAGAACGAGACAGCCAGAUCGGGCCUCGUCACAGACUUUCGGGCCGCCGUGCUUUUGUUUCGUGAAAACAACUUGGACAAGUUUACAGCCAAGAUCAGUGUUGAUGCCAAGGCAAACUUCUAUUACAACCUUGUAAAAAGCAUCCGAGACGUCACGGGCCAUUCACCUGCCAACGAUCCCAUCCUUUUCCAGCCUGGUCCAGAGAAUCAGUACAUACGCCCAGUCACACUAGCACGGUAUUUGGAGGAUAAACUUGCUGAGGAGGUGGAUGAGCAGAAUUUGAACAGCAAGAGGCUUAAUCGCCUGGUAGGCGUGCUCGGCGCCACAGCAUUAGCAACAAACAUGCUAGAUUAG